AUGAAAACUCAGCAAAAUCAACCGAUCUUGGUGGACGAAAAAAAUUAUUAUGACCUUGGCUCCCACUCUCGGGUGGUGACUACAUCCUCGCCGAAUGCCCAACUGUGGUUCAAUCGCGGUCUGGUAUGGGCAUACUCUUUCAACCAUGACGAGGCAGCGCGAUGCUUCGAACGGGCGGCUAGGAGUGACUCUGCUUGUGCUGCGGCUCUGUGGGGAAUUGCCUACGCAACCGGGCCAAACUACAACAAGGCUUGGAAGUUUUUUGACCCACAAGACCGCAAAGCUUCAAUCCAAAAGGUUCACGAUGUACUAGCAAAGGCGCAUGAGUUGGCAAAUGAGGCCACACCAGUUGAGCGAGCAUUGAUUCAAGCAAUCGGCUCUCGGUUUCCGCCAGUCGACAACAUCCCCGAUGACUUGAGCCCUUAUGAUCGUGCAUAUGCGAAUGCCAUGCGUGGCGUAUAUCAAAAAUUCGGCAAUGACAUGGACGUGGCUGCCCUGUUUGCGGAAGCACUUAUGUGUAUCACCCCGCGCGGUCUAUGGGACUUGGACACCGGCAAGCCUACUGGCGAUCACACAGUUGAGGCCCGCGAAGUGAUUGAGCUGGGGCUGGAGCAGCCGUCAGGUCGCGAUCACCCUGCCCUGUGUCAUUUAUACAUUCACGAGAUGGAGAUGUCGCCGUUUCCUGAGCUGGCUCUGCCGGCGGCAGAUCGAUUGCGUGGUAUGGUUCCGCAUGCUUCACACAUGCUCCACAUGCCAACGCAUAUUGAUGCUGCAGUGGGUGACUAUCGCCGCGGUGUCGACUCCAAUCACGAGGCAAUUCUUGCCGAUGAUAUCUACUUUGCGAAUGAACCAGGCACCGUUACUUACACCGCGUACCGGGUGCAUUACAUAUGUGCGAAAUUGUAUUCUGCCAUGAUGUCCGGUCGGUUCGUGGAUGCGAUGUCCGCUGCGGAGAAGCUUGAGCAAGUCAUUGAUCAUAGACUCCUGUCAAUCAAAAGUCCUCCGAUGGCAGACUCAAUUGAAAGCUUUGUAGCGAGCAAGGCACACGUUUUGGUUCGCUUUGGUCGCUGGGAAGAGAUUCUAAAGCUCAAGAUUCCCAUUGAUCGUCAAACAUACUCAGCAACUACGGCGAUUAUUCUUUAUACUCGCGGUUUGGCCUUUGCCGCACUUGGACGUGUUGAAGAAGCAGAGAGAGCUCAGUUGGAGUUUGAGCAGGCACGCGUUGCAGUUCCCAGUACCAGACUCAACAGUAUCCCAUGCAAGGAAGAGGAUGUUCUUCGAGUCGCAUCGGCCAUGCUUGCAGGGGAGUUAGAGUACCGGAGAGGAAACAUAGAGCAGUCAUUCUCGCUCCUUCGAGAGGCCAUCAGACGUGAAGACGGACUUGCUUAUUCUGAUCCACCUCCUUGGAUGCAGCCAGUCCGCCACGCUCUCGGUGGUCUGCUCCUGGAGCAGGGCCGCGUUGAGGAGGCAGAGUCACUGUUCAAAGAAGACCUGGGAUUCGCCUUGGACUACCCUCGGCGACGAGCAAAGCUCAACAACGUUUGGGGUCUGCACGGCUUGCUUGAAUGUUUCAAUAGACUUGGCAAGACUGCUGAAGCGGCUUUCAUCCAGCCUGCACAUGACAUUGCUCUAGCAUCUGCUGAUGUACCCGUGAAAGCCUCAUGCUACUGCCGUGUUUCUGCGGUGCGAGAGCGUAGCUGUUGCACAUGA
Messenger RNA from Penicillium brevicompactum, 1710 nucleotides. RefSeq lists its product as uncharacterized. Gene Ontology annotation, molecular function: protein binding. The record is from RefSeq and is a predicted model, not a curated record. The coding region runs from base 1 to 1710 and encodes 569 amino acids. NCBI's taxonomy places the organism in Eukaryota, Fungi, Ascomycota, Eurotiomycetes, Eurotiales, Aspergillaceae. The transcript is spliced from 2 exons. Gene Ontology annotation, cellular component: intracellular anatomical structure.